Molecule: messenger RNA, 2859 nt
Organism: Parathielavia appendiculata
Lineage: Eukaryota; Fungi; Ascomycota; Sordariomycetes; Sordariales; Chaetomiaceae
Product: putative dynamin-related protein
Exons: 4
Coding region: 351-2738 (795 amino acids)
Biological process (GO): peroxisome fission; mitochondrial fission
Cellular component (GO): peroxisome; membrane; microtubule
Molecular function (GO): microtubule binding; GTP binding; GTPase activity
Source: RefSeq, a predicted model, not a curated record
CGGCCAAGGCCGAGUCGCCCCAGUUUGAUCUAGAAACAUCAAGUUUUGUCGAGCUGCUAUUGUCUGUCAUCCACCUCACCCAACCGGGACGCGCCGCACCGCUACCAGUCUCUGUAAAAGACCGCCCGUCCGCCGUCGACUGCUCGUUUACGGGACGACCCUCGCUCUACUUCGCGCUCCCAUUGCUCUAGCUCGGUUACUAACCAGCCAGCGCCAACCAUCCGCAGUACAUACCUGAUUGUUGCUCUCUUUGCUCGAGAAGCCCCCCACCACACCCAGUCGCCGGCGCAUCUGUGCCCCUGCCGUCGACGUCACUUGAAACAGUCCAUCGCGCAUUGCACGACGCUGCUAUGGCUGCGCUUGGCGACGACUUGCUGGGGACGGUCAACAAGUUGCAGGAUCUCGUCUUCAAUACCAUUGGCAAUGACUCGCUGGAUCUCCCGCAAAUUGUCGUUGUUGGGUCUCAAUCCGCGGGCAAGUCGUCGGUUCUCGAGAACAUUGUCGGCCGAGAUUUCCUCCCUCGUGGCAGCGGCAUUGUCACUCGUAGGCCCCUCAUCCUGCAGCUUAUCAAUGUCCCCAGCGAUGACGCCGAAGAUGAAGUCAACGUCGGCUACCGAAACCUUACUCAGGCCCCUCGGAACGAGUGGGCUGAGUUUCAUCAUAUCCCCAACCGACGGUUCAACGAUUUCGGCGACGUGAAGCGGGAGAUUGAGAACGAGACGGCGAGAGUCGCAGGAACCAACAAGGGGAUUAACCGUCAGCCCAUCAACCUCAAAAUCUUCUCCCCACACGUUCUGAACCUUACCCUGGUCGACUUGCCGGGUCUCACCAAGGUGCCCAUUGGGGACCAGCCAACAGACAUUGAAAAGCAAACACGGAACCUGAUAUCCGAGUACAUCGCCAAACCAAACAGUAUAAUCCUGGCCGUAUCGCCAGCGAAUGUCGAUAUUGUGAACUCGGAAGCCCUGAAGCUCGCCCGGCACGUCGAUCCGCUGGGGCGCAGGACGAUUGGCGUGCUCACCAAAGUCGACCUGAUGGACCACGGGACGAACGCGCUCGAUAUCUUAUCCGGGCGCGUGUACCCUCUGAAACUGGGUUGGAUCGGAGUGGUGAACAGGUCACAGCAAGAUAUCCAAGGAAACAAGCCCAUGGAGGACGCCCUCAAGUCUGAGGCCGAGUUUUUCAAGCAUCAUCCGGCUUACAGGAACAUUGCGACACGCUGCGGGACGCAGUUUCUGGCCAAGACGCUCAACACCACGCUGAUGGCCCAUAUCCGGGACCGCCUCCCGGAUAUCAAGGCUCGGUUGAAUACCCUCAUGGGCCAGACCCAACAGGAACUCGCCAGCUAUGGCGAUAUGCAUUUCAGCGGCAAGGAGCAUCGCGGAUCGCUCAUCCUACAGCUCAUGACGCGCUUCGCCACGUCCUUCAUCUCGUCGAUUGACGGCACCUCGACCGAAAUCUCGACAAAAGAACUCUGCGGCGGCGCACGCAUUUACUACAUCUUCAACUCGGUCUUUGGAAGCUCGCUGGAGUCGAUUGACCCUACCUCGAACCUAUCUGCCCUUGAUAUCCGAACCGCUAUCCGCAACUCUACAGGCCCGCGGCCCAGUCUGUUUGUGCCCGAGAUGGCUUUCGAUCUGCUAGUAAAGCCCCAGAUCAAACUUCUCGAGGUUCCAAGUCAACGAUGCGUCGAGUUGGUGUACGAGGAACUGAUCAAGAUUUGCCAUACCUGCGGCUCCACCGAGCUCUCGCGGUUUCCCAGGCUGCAAGCAAAGCUCAUCGAGGUGGUCUCGGAUCUCCUUCGAGAGCGUCUUGGCCCCGCAUCGGCAUACGUCGAGUCACUCAUAUCGAUCCAGCGGGCCUACAUAAAUACGAACCACCCCAACUUCCUCGGUGCCGCUGCUGCCAUGAGCCAUGUCGUUUCCAACAAGCAGGAGCGGGAAAGGAAGCGUCUGAUUCAGGAGGAGCGGGAGCGGCGAGAGCGGAGGCGGAUGAAAGAGCUCGGCGUCAACGGCACAGACACUCCAGCCGAUGAAGACGAGGACGUUGCCGCCGCCGACAAGACAGACACGAUUGCUGUGCGGAAAGCCCCUGGGAAAGGUGCGCGCAGUCUCUCGCCGGCCGUGCGUGACACAGCUUCUGGGGGCAUUGCUGCCGCGCUCAAUGGCCCUAGGUCCUCGUCUCCCUCCCAAUUUAACGGGCAAUCUUUGGGCCACGCCAAGGAUUCGUUCCUGAACUACUUCUUCGGCAAAGACGGUGCCAUCGUGCCGGGGGGUCCACUUCCGAACGCAAACAUCGGUCGCCACGUGAGCCAGUCGGUAGAGCCGACUUUCAGCCAGAGCAUCAGGCGGCCGGAGGAGAAGCCAUUGCGGUCGCCGAUGCUGCCUAUCCGGGCUGAUGAUAGCCUGGAUUUCACUUCCAAGGGAAGCGACUCAUUGGAGCCUGCCAUGACUGACCGCGAAGCUAUGGAGACGGAGCUGAUCCGGGCCUUGAUCAGUUCCUACUUCAACAUCGUCCGGGAGAGCAUCGCGGACCAAGUGCCUAAGGCUAUCAUGCAUUUGCUGGUCAACCACUGCAAGGAUGUGGUCCAGAACCGGCUCGUCAGCGAGCUGUACAAGGAAUCUCUCUUCGAGGAGCUCCUUUACGAGGAUGAUGCGGUCAAGAAGGAGCGCGAAAAGUGCGAGAAGCUGCUCCUGACGUACCGCGAGGCGGCCAAGAUCAUUGGCGAAGUUGUAUAAGCGGAGAUGGUUGUUUGCAAACUCGGAGCGGUGCACUGGCCUUAUUUCUCUUUUGAAGCUGAUGUCCUGUAAAUGUAACUCGCUUUUGAAGAUGAGCGGAGAUAGGCGGAACGGUUUGCUG